Habropoda laboriosa is the source of this 627-nucleotide messenger RNA. RefSeq names its product protein DPCD. The record is from RefSeq and is a predicted model, not a curated record. Lineage: Eukaryota; Metazoa; Arthropoda; Insecta; Hymenoptera; Apidae. Bases 22 to 627 code for a protein of 201 amino acids. The transcript has 4 exons.
AAACUAGUAAACUAUUUACCAAUGGCGCCGGAUCAGUGGCUGAGUCUUAUUCAAAAUGCACAGAAAACGGCAAUUAUCCAAAAUGACAAAAGAAAAGUUCAUUUUUUAAUGGAAGAUGGCAGAGAAAUGGUAGAAGAAUACCAUUUGGAGACUAAUGUUUUAGUACGAAGAGCAUGGAAAGAAAAAGGUAAACUUGGUCAAGAUGUAGGUUGGAACAUAGAAAUUGGAGACCCAGAACCCAGACAAAAUAAUAUUGAAGUCUGUGGAAUUCAGGAAAGUUCAAGUGCUCCAUUUAUUACAAGACGAAUUACAAAGACUUCACUUGAGUGGCGUAUAAGAAAUUUAUCAUAUCCACGGAAUGUUUAUUCUGUAACUGCAGAAGAUGAUGGAACAAUAACCAUUCGUACCAGCAAUAGAAAAUAUUUUAAGAAAAUAAUAGUUCCUGAUCUAGAACGUGCUGGAUUGAAACCAGAACAAGAUAGAAUAUCUUUUACACAUCAAUACAGUACAUUGAUUAUCACGUAUAGUAAACCUCCUGCACUUCUGGAUUUAGAGAAAAAGGUAUUGAAUGAGAUAUUACAACUAAAGGUGAAAAAAGAUGGAGAUGCACAGUGUCCAAUAAGCUAA